Molecule: messenger RNA, 2832 nt
Organism: Cylicocyclus nassatus
Lineage: Eukaryota; Metazoa; Nematoda; Chromadorea; Rhabditida; Strongylidae
Source: the annotation of a GenBank genome assembly
AUGCUAGAGUUAGUAGGAAGCGGAAGGAAGUUUUCUAACGCAAGGCUUAUAAAUUGCACGGAAAAUUCAAACGGACAAACUUUGCUCAAAGGAAACGAUGAGGACAACAACCAGCUGGAGGUUUCACACAAAGGACUGAGCAGUGAUCUACGGCCCCGACAACGACGAAACAGCACCACACAUUUUUUGAAUGUAAAUGAACGUUCUAAUGCUAUUCGGGCUGUCUUUCAUCGUUUCUUAUUUCUCGUAUGGUUCGCUGCACAUCUUGUAACUAUGGUGCAUGAAAAUGGGCUGCCUAAUGGUGAUGGUGAUCAUGAAGCUCCCAUGAAAUAUAUAUUAGUUACUGGUGGCGUUAUCAGUGGUGUAGGAAAAGGUAUCAUCUCGUCGAGUAUUGGCGUAUUGCUGAAAAACAAUGGUUACAAAGUCUCCGCGAUCAAAAUAGACCCCUACCUCAAUAUUGAUGCCGGUACUUUCUCUCCGUAUGAGCACGGCGAGGUGUUCGUUCUCGAUGACGGUGGAGAAGUCGAUCUGGACUUGGGUAAUUAUGAACGGUUUCUGAGUGUUAGAUUGACCAGAGACAACAACAUCACUACGGGGAAGAUGUUUCAGCAUGUUACUGAUCGCGAGCGACGUGGCGACUACUGCGGAAAGACAGUGCAGUUAAUUCCACAUUUUACGGAUGCAGUUAUUCAGUGGGUUGAGCGAGUGGCCAGGAUUCCCGUUGAUGGCACAUUGGAAAGGCCGGAUGUUUGCAUCAUUGAGCUCGGAGGCACCAUCGGCGAUAUUGAAGGAAUGUCUUACUUGGCAGCAUUUGAGAGAUUCCAAAGGCCAGCUCUUCGUAACAAUCUCAUGAAUGUGCAUGUUUCACUCGUUAUGCAUCCCAAUGCAACCGGUGAACCGAAGACCAAACCUAUGCAGAACUCCGUUCGACAUCUUCGCGCAGCAGGGCUCGUUCCGGAUUUGUUGAUCUGCCGGUCAAGUGAACCACUGCAGGAGCACCUCCGUCAGAAAAUUGCUGCUUUUGGGCUGGUGGAUAUAGAGCAGGUUAUUGGGGUACAUGAUGUUUCUAACAUUUAUAAAGUACCUCUACUACUACAAGAGCAGCAUGUGCUUGAAGCAAUCAUUUCUCGGCUACAUUUGAAACCUAUAAGUGAUGAAGUACGUCGCGAUCUCAAGUUUAACAUGUGCCACUGGACGCAUUUGAGUGAAUUGUGCGAUUCGUUCAAGGAAGAAGUCGUCAUUGCCUUGGUAGGGAAAUAUGUAAAGAUAAACGACGCUUAUGCUUCAGUCAACAAAGCACUUACUCAUGCUGCUAUCCAUAGUAAACGUGCCAUCAAAAUUAAGUAUGUGGACUCAGAGCUGUUGGAAGAGAAAUCUGAGGCGUCGAAGGAGAAGGCGGAUGCUGCUUGGGAGACAGUCAAGAGUGCACACGGAAUCAUCGUGCCUGGUGGUUUUGAUAAACGUGGCGUUGAGGGGAUGAUUAGGACCUGUCAGUAUGCAAGAGAGAAUAAUGUACCUUUUCUUGGGGUGUGUUUGGGAAUGCAGUGUGCAGCAAUAGAGGUGGCUAGGAAUCUGCUUGGUAUCAAAGCUGCCAAUUCCACAGAAUUCGAUAAGAAUUUGACAGAAGAUGAACAGGUGAUUAUUGACAUGCCAGAGCAUAAUGUUGAACACCGUGGAUUAGGUGGAACCAUGAGGCUUGGUCGGCGUACAAGUGUUUUCCUCACCGAAAAUUGCACACUGAGAAAGCUUUACGGUCGUGAUGAAAUAGAAGAACGUCAUAGACAUCGCUAUGAGGUGAAUCCACGGGUUGUUCCGGAUCUCAGCAAGAAAGGACUUCUGUUUGUUGGCAUGGGUGUGGACGAAACCACUUGUACAGUUUUUCACAAACAAUGUCGUACUCAGUCUAGCGCUGCUCUCAUGAAGUUGGCUGAAGAUCAUGCGCCAAAUGAGGAUCUCAUAUCAAAGAUAACUGAUUUAUGUCACCGUGGUGGUGACGGUGUCACUCGUCCUGCUCUCAGAAUGGAAAUGUGUGAAAUGAAAGAUCAUCCAUACUUCGUUGGAACGCAAUUUCAUCCUGAGUACUUGUCGCAUCCACUUCAACCUAGUCCGCCAUUCUUAGGACUGCUGUUGGCUGCCUCAGGGCAAUUAGAAGCUUAUAUAAGUGGGACAAAAACACCUACACCUAUGCUUUCCUUGAUGGAGAAGGAGUUCCCGUCGUUAUUGGAGAAGCAGCACCCCUCUUUAUUGGAGAAGCCGUCCAUGUCGUUAUGGAGAGGCAACUAUUAGAUUGUGAUUAGAAUUUGAUGGACAUCUCUCAUGGACAGAUUUCAUCGGCAGACUAUCGAAAUUCAUGGUUAGACUGUCUCGUAAUUGUUACUGUUUUCGUCGUUUUCAUUGUUUUGAUUGUCAUUUGCAUUUGUGCCAUGGUUAUUCACUUCGCUGUAGUAUAGCCGGAGUUACAUGGCACAUUUGGUGAACUUGUUAGGAUUACGUUGUUCCCUCCGUUAUUCACUUGUUAAUCUCUUCGGUGAGUUUCAGAGUGUAGAAAUCUACUUUAUUGCAUAUACUGUGUUGCAUUCACUCUCGGACUUUUUUCUUUCUUUUCCUUUUGUUUCUUGGCACACCGGAGAGUUCACUUUUGUGUUCUGACCACCUUAGCUGUCUUCUAAUUUUUAUUGCGAAUAAUUUUGCUCAUGUUUUCUAUAUUACCACAAAGCUCAUGAUGCGAGAUUCCUUGUAGUGACACUGUUAUUUGCUGUUGUUAUCCUAUAAACUAGAAAGUCUUCCUUAUCUUUUUUGUCAUUCAGUUGUUGACUCUGCCAUAUUUUUUUU